GGUCGUUUCCCUUCCUUGGGGAAUGACUAAUGAAUAUUGCUGCUGGUGGUGUGCACCUAGCCUGGCUUGUGCGUCCCAGGAGGUGCUUCAGCUCUCCAGGCAAGACAUAUUCUUGGGUCACACUUGAGGUGUCUUCUGAGAUGGGUGCAAGACUUCCCAACUGAAGCCAAGUGGAAAAGAAGGGAAGAAGGUUCCAGGACUAGGGGACAACUCUGUAGUGCUGUCUUGAAUCAGGGGAGAACUCUUGAGGGAAGAGAAACACUCUUGAUGGGAGAUUUUUUUUUUUUUUUUUUGACCCUGGUGACGUGGGAUUGGAGCUCCUCCAGACUGAAUUAGAACGAAUUCGGAGAGUCACCCUGUACUUCACUCUCAGCCACAAGGAAGGGGAGAUGGAGGAUGGAAAAGUGGGAACAUGGCGGUCUUUUCCAAUAUGGCCCUUAAGGAAGCCUUUUCUCUCCGUCUGACUUGAUUAAGAACAUCCUUCUGACAGCAGAUCCUAAAGUCCAUUUAAGAGGCAAUGAAGGGAGUUUAAGCUCCUGAUGCUGGCACAGUGGCCCACAAUUAGAAUAGUCUGGUUUACAGUUGGUACUCACAGUCUCUGGAGAAGGUCAGAAGCGGGCUGCCCAGUUGAGUCUGUAUCCUUCACCUGUACCUCAUCCCUGAACAUAGAUGUUCAGGAUGUUUCUGUUCCUGCUGCUGUGGAUUCUGCCCCUGACUGAGGGGACCCAGCGGGCUGAACCCAUGUUCACGGCAGUCACCAACUCAGUCCUGCCCCCCGACUACGACAGCAACCCCACCCAGCUCAACUACGGAGUGGCAGUGACAGAUGUGGACCAUGACGGGGACUUUGAGAUCGUUGUGGCAGGGUACAAUGGCCCCAACCUGGUUCUGAAGUAUGACCGGGCCCAGAAGCGGCUGGUGAAUAUCGCGGUGGACGAGCGCAGCUCCCCUUACUACGCGCUGCGGGACCGGCAGGGCAACGCCAUCGGGGUCACAGCCUGCGACAUCGAUGGGGACGGCCGAGAGGAAAUCUACUUCCUCAACACCAAUAAUGCCUUCUCCGGGGUGGCCACGUACACGGACAAGUUGUUCAAGUUCCGCAAUAACCGCUGGGAAGACAUCCUGAGUGAUGAGGUCAACGUGGCCCGCGGCGUGGCCAGCCUCUUUGCCGGGCGCUCUGUGGCCUGCGUGGACAGGACGGGCUCCGGACGCUACUCCAUCUAUAUCGCCAAUUAUGCCUAUGGGAACGUGGGCCCGGAUGCCCUCAUUGAAAUGGACCCCGAAGCCAGUGACCUCUCCCGGGGCAUCCUGGCACUCAGAGAUGUGGCCGCUGAGGCUGGGGUCAGCAAAUACACAGGGGGCCGGGGCGUCAGCGUGGGUCCCAUCCUCAGCAGCAGCGCCUCGGACAUCUUCUGUGACAACGAGAACGGGCCCAACUUCCUCUUCCACAACCGGGGAGAUGGCACUUUCGUGGAUGCCGCAGCCAGCGCUGGGGUGGACGACCCCCACCAGCACGGGCGCGGCGUCGCCCUGGCCGACUUCAACCGUGACGGCAAAGUGGACAUUGUCUACGGCAACUGGAACGGUCCCCACCGCCUCUACCUGCAGAUGAGCGCCCACGGGAAGGUCCGCUUUCGGGACAUCGCCUCCCCCAAGUUCUCCAUGCCCUCCCCCGUCCGCACAGUCAUCGCUGCCGACUUUGACAAUGACCAGGAGCUGGAGAUCUUCUUCAACAACUUCGCCCACCGCAGCCCCUCAGCCAACCGCCUCUUCCGGGUCAUCCGCAGGGAACACGGCGAUCCCCUCAUCGAGGAGCUCAAUCCUGGUGAUGCCUUGGAGCCUGAGGGCCGGGGCACAGGGGGUGUGGUGACAGACUUCGAUGGAGACGGGAUGCUGGACCUCAUCUUGUCCCACGGAGAGUCCAUGGCUCAGCCACUGUCCGUCUUCCGGGGGAAUCAGGGCUUCAGCAACAACUGGCUGCGAGUGGUGCCGCGAACCCGGUUUGGGGCCUUCGCCAGGGGCGCUAAGGUCGUGCUUUACACCAAGAAGAGCGGGGCCCACCUGAGGAUCAUUGACGGGGGCUCGGGGUACCUGUGCGAGAUGGAGCCCGUGGCACACUUUGGCCUGGGGAAGGAUGAAGCCAGCAGCGUGGAGGUGACAUGGCCAGAUGGCAAGAUGGCAAGCCGGAAUGUGGCCAGUGGGGAGAUGAACUCUGUGCUGGAGAUUCCCUAUCCCCGGGAUGAGGACAAAGUUCAGGACCCGGCCCCACUGGAGUGCGGCCAAGGAUUCUCCCAGCAAGAAAAUGGCCAUUGCAUGGACACCAACGAAUGCAUCCAGUUCCCAUUCGUGUGUCCUCGAGACAAGCCCGUGUGUGUCAACACAUACGGAAGCUACAGGUGCCGGACCAACAAGAGGUGCAGUCGGGGCUACGAGCCCAACGAGGACGGCACGGCCUGUGUGGCUCAAGUGGCCUUUUUAGGUGGGUAUCCUUCUGCCGCCUUUAGAAUCUCUGAGCCUCUUUCUCGGGCCUCAUCUCUUUCUCUAGGCCUUGGACUUUGCCUUCAGUUAUAUGCACUUUAAAUUCCAUCAAUAAAGGAAAAACAAAACAAAACUAACAACCUUUGUGGAAAACUAAAUCUCUCCCGCUGCCUGUCUCUCUCUCUCUCCACACCCAGUAGACUCUGCUGUGUGCUCCCUCUGAAUGGACAGCAGGGGUGGCCAUCUUUGAAAAGGGAAGUUUGGGAGAUACUGAUAUUCGUGUGAUCUUAGUUGUUUGUGAAGCCUUUCUUUGCAUGUUUUCUGAGAACAUGUUUUUUACCCCAUCCAGCCUCCCUCACUCCUUCAGAAGAAUCAAGAUAGUCCUGUCUUUUCUGUAUCCUCCAGUGUCACGAGCGUCUUAUUUUGCCCUUAACAAAGAUGGCUCCCAGGUGGUUGCUUGCUCAGUUGAUUCAAUAAUGUGUCACGUGCCUGCUGGUUUGGCCUGUGCUGUUUCUGCUCUGCGGGUCCUGGCAGCCCGAGGUAGAGAAAGCCAUAUUUGGGGUUGGGGGUGAUGACGGGAGGGGAAAAGUGUGGCCCUUUGGGACUCUUGAUAAAAAUGUUAAAGCUUGAACCUGCUAAGUCUUCCAGCCUCUUUCUGGAGAAAUUAUGCCAAUAAACUCUCUGCUGGCUA
Sus scrofa (pig) is the source of this 3169-nucleotide messenger RNA. The record is from RefSeq and is a predicted model, not a curated record. Lineage: Eukaryota; Metazoa; Chordata; Mammalia; Artiodactyla; Suidae.